This is a messenger RNA of Pectinophora gossypiella (pink bollworm), 1264 nucleotides long. Its product is annotated as chymotrypsin-1-like. The transcript has 6 exons. Gene Ontology annotation, biological process: proteolysis. The coding region runs from base 10 to 849 and encodes 279 amino acids. Lineage: Eukaryota; Metazoa; Arthropoda; Insecta; Lepidoptera; Gelechiidae. Gene Ontology annotation, molecular function: serine-type endopeptidase activity. The record is from RefSeq and is a predicted model, not a curated record.
GAAGAGAAAAUGAUUGCAAGUUUUCUGAAGUUUUUGUUGUUGUUCGGGGUCGUGUUUCCUUGUUUAGUAUUAUCAGAAUUUUACUCCUCGGAAGCUGGGAGAGAUGAAUGGGAAAGAAUUGUUGGCGGUACAAAAGCGAAAAAUGGUUCUAUCCCGUACCAAGUUUCGUUGAGGAUUUGGGGUGUUUGGCACUUUUGUGGAGCGUCUUUAGUUACUCCUAGAGUGAUUCUUACGGCUGCCCAUUGUGUUGACAGAUUAAAACCAGAAUACUUCCAAGCCGUAGUAGGCACAAACCAACUAAGGUCUGGAGGUAAAGCAUAUCCCAUUCGCAAGGUAGUUCGCCAUGAGGAGUAUGAUGAUGACGUCAUCAAGAACGACAUAGCCAUAGUGUUCACUAAAGAGGAGAUUGAGUUUGGAGACACGGUGGAUGCUAUAGAGUUGAAUGACGAACCAGUUGAGAAGGGAGAGGAUUUAAUUCUGACCGGAUGGGGCACCACUUCUUACCCUGGUCGUCUACCAAACGACCUGAUGCAGUUGGAAUUGAAGGCCAUCACUUAUGAAGAGUGCAAGGAGGCUCAUAAGAACAUUAACCCUGUUUUUGAGUCGCAAAUAUGUGCUCUAACUAAAGCAGGAGAAGGGGCUUGUCAUGGCGACUCAGGCGGCCCGUUAGUAAGAGAGCUUCGCCAAGUGGGUAUCGUAUCAUGGGGCAUCCCCUGUGCUCGGGGCAAGCCUGAUGUUUAUACUAAGGUGGAGGCAUUCAUGCCUUGGAUCGAGAAGACCUUGAAUGACGACGACGAAGACCAUUGGAAGUACCUCAACAAAAGGAGGAGGACCAAUCGACACUUUUAGAUGUGCUUAGAGGAGUGGUCCCCAAUCGGUGAUACAUUUACCCCUGGAGGUAUAUACGUGGUCCCCAAUUAGUGGUAUACUUACCCCUAGAGGUAAAUAAAUGUGCCCCAAUUAGUGAUAUACUUACCCCUAAAAGUAAAUAAAGUGGUCCCCAAUUAGUGGUAUACAUACCCCUAGAGGUAAAUAAGUUCUCCUCAAUUAGUGGUAUACUUACCCCUAGAGGUAAAAAAGUGGUCUUCUCCUCAAUUAGUGGUAUACUUACCCCUAGAGGUAAAUAAAUGGGCCCCAAUUAGUGAUAUACUUACCCCUAAAAGUAAAUAAAGUGGUCCCCAAUUAGUGGUAUACUUACCCCUAGAGGUAAAUAAGCCAUAUAGGUUAGCCUAAGAUAAGAAUUAUAUCUUUUUUGCAAUUUGAG